CUGAUAUUACUAGUACAUUUACGCGAUAGCAGAAACUUAAAACAAAAUAUUUGAAUUUUGAGAGCAUGUACAUGAAUUAGAGGACUGUUUAUGAUCCCUUUCACCAGUUUUUCUUGACGCAAGAGACACCUGCAUGGUGUAUAUUAAGGACACUCGUUAAAGUUGAGUGAUUUUUCACGCCUGACUGAACUGAGGUAGGGAAUCAUCUUUCUGAGAUGUUGAUGAUCGGUCGGUGAAUAUGGCGAUAAUCAGAAACAGACUGGUAAUUUUCAUUAUUGUGCCAUGUCUGUUUGUCUGUCUGAAAGGCAAAGAAAAUGAAGAGCGUGUGAUGGUGUUCGCCAAUAGGACUCACAUCCACUGGGUCAACCAGAAUACUAAGGAACACCACGUCAUGCCACUAAUUAAUAUGACCGAGGUCAAGUACGUGGACUUUGACCCCGUGGACAAUAUGAUCUACUGGUCAGACGUUCAUCACGGCGGAUCAAUAUCCAGGGCCACUCUGUGUGCUGAAGAGCAGGAAACUGUUGUUACUAACAUUUUUAUCAAGCACGUCAAGGCGGCCUUUGUAAGUAUAGCAGUGGACCAUAUCCGCCGGACAGUUUACUGGACUAAUUCUGCUAGUGACCUCAUAGAGAGGGUCAAUCUAGAUGGGUCAAACCGGACCGUCAUAGCAGAAUACGACAUGGGGUCACCCAUAGACGUGGAAGUCGACGCCAGUGCCGGUUUUGUGUACUGGCUCGACGGUGGAAUAAAGCCUAAGAUUGAGAGCUGCUCUUUGAGCGGUAGAGGUCGAAGGACGCUGGUAGACCUGUCCGACCAUUACCCCUCUAUCCUUGAGCUGGACACCCUCACACAGGCCUUGUACUGGAACGAUAAAAAUAGCAAGCAGCUCUACAUGGCCAGAAUGGAUGGAUCCAACAUGAGGGUACUCAAGUCAGAGAUUCCUCAUAUUACAAGAAUGUUUAUUGAAGGUAACUACAUCUACUGGACUGACUGGUGGAACAAUAACAUUGAAAAGAUCCCCAUCACCGGAAGUGAGGGCCCCACGGUGAUACUAAGUCCCGUCAAAGAUAUGGAGGAUCUUAUCAGUAUCAAGGUCAACCCAGAUUUUGUCCAUUGUCCUCCGCGCCCGGCUUACAAAUUCAGAGCUUUCUCCUCCGUGGUGAACAGGACAGUAGAGGCAACGUUUACCUGGAAGGCUGGCUACGGCUGGAAAAUCCCCCAGUACUUUGAACUGGACCAGAAAGAUGUAGACUCCGAGAUUUGGAUAGAAGUCUAUCAAAUAGCUGCAGACAGCGAUACAAGGGUGACACUCCAACUGGAACACAGCAAGGAGUAUCACUUCAGAAUAAGAGCCUGUAAUAAAUAUGGCUGCAGUCACAGCAAUACACCGGAAGUAAAAUUUACCACAGAAAGUGUAGCUGCUGUACCAACUUCAGUCAAGCAUUUUAACCCUUUUCCUACUCUAAUGAAGACUGGUAUAAUUGUGGGGGGUAUUAUUGUUUUCGUUGGAAUCGUUCUAGGUGUAUGGGGAUACUGGAGAUCCCGCAAAAGGAGGCAAAAAAGAUACCGUGCUGUUAGAUACUCAACAUCAUCAUACAUCACGUGACCUAUGGCCAUUUUUUCUUAGGAUCACGUCUUUUUGCUUUAAAAGCGACGUCUUUCUUUUGUGUUUUGUUCAAUACAGUUUUGCUUGAGAUUAACUUGUAAAUAUUAAGUGAAAGUCAAUGUCAGUGAGAAUGUAUCGUAUGGAUAUUGAAUGUCAUGUUAAUCUGUGAUAUAAAUAAUAAUCAGUUACUAA
This is a messenger RNA of Saccostrea echinata, 1801 nucleotides long. RefSeq names its product low-density lipoprotein receptor-related protein 6-like. NCBI's taxonomy places the organism in Eukaryota, Metazoa, Mollusca, Bivalvia, Ostreida, Ostreidae. The record is from RefSeq and is a predicted model, not a curated record. The transcript is spliced from 8 exons. Gene Ontology annotation, molecular function: protein binding. The coding region runs from base 239 to 1609 and encodes 456 amino acids.